Molecule: messenger RNA, 1376 nt
Organism: Cyprinus carpio (common carp)
Lineage: Eukaryota; Metazoa; Chordata; Actinopteri; Cypriniformes; Cyprinidae
Biological process (GO): regulation of apoptotic process
Source: RefSeq, a predicted model, not a curated record
AGGGGCUAAAUAUCACGUUAUUAUUGGGGUCGAUUCGACCCGCGGCAACAGUGUUAAAAGUAUCCCACUCCGGGGAAAACCGCGGACCUGGCAACACUCUGGGUUUCCGUUUAAUCAUUUGACUUUUCUGAGUCAUCGCCUGUAAUGAUGACGUCAGUUUGUAUCCGCCCACCGCGCGUUUAAAAAUACUGUAGAAACACUGAAGUUCGAUCAGCUUCGGAAUAGCAGGACACUGAACACGGAGUCAUGGAUAAGCAGCACAGUAACGGUGAUGUCCGGACGUCUGCGGAAGACAGUCUGGAGUUCAAACUCCUCAUGGCAUACACUCGUAAGAGACGACGCGCUGACACCCUCCUGCCGCAGGACGUCCCGUCUUCACCACAGCCGGCUGAAGAUCACCGCAAACCAAAGAAGAAUAAAAGAAACAAGAAACUGUCUUUCCUCUUAAAGUGUAUUAAACCACAGACAGAUGAACCAGCAGGCUUACAGCAGCCAGCAACUUUAUGUUCAGAUGAUGGGAAAGUGGAUGAGAUGGAGAACAUGGUCAGUGAACUGACAGAGAUAUCAGACUCCGUGCACUUCACUCCAUCUGAUUUAGAACCAGACUCUGAUGCAGAUGUUGUGGAAAAGCUGGUGGAGCUCCUCAGAGAACAUGGCGAUAAACUGGACAGAAAGAUUAAGGAAGACAAGGUGUUACAAGAGAAGUUGCAGUCCUCUCUCACAUAUGGCUUCUUCAAGAAAGUGAUGGACGCUUUCUGUGGAAGUGUUUCUCCAGAUGUGCCUCCAGAGCAGAAUGACAAGAAAGUCAAUGUGGCUCUGGUCUGUGAAGCCACCAGUCAGCUUGUUGGCGUCCACUACCAUCCGAUGACCUACGUGCUGGGCUUAGGUGCCCAGUAUCUACAGGAAAAAUACUCCACGUGGAUUAACAAAAACAUGCAUGCAGGCAAUGGAGAAGUUGGUGACGAAUCCAAAGAGGAAGUCCAGUGAGCAGAAGAGAUGCUCUCCACACAUUACAACAUUUUCUCAGGGACACAGGCACUUUAUUAACCUGAAAAAGAGAUUUUUUUUUUUCAGUGAACCAGCAGGGAUAGCUUGUUUUUGUCCCCCGCUACAUCCUCAUAACAUCCAAGAGAGAAAAAGAGGUAGUCAUAGUGCCAAGCGUAUGUACACCAUACCUCACUGAAAGUGCCACAGUUACUGCCUCAAACCAUUACACCAAAGGUACCAGCAAAAACCAGCAUUAUACGUAUUGUUAGGGCUGCACGAUUAUGACAAAAAUCAUAAUUGUCGAUUAUUCCCUUGAAAUUGUAAUUGCGAUUAUUAAUUACGAUAAUCACAAUUUACAUUGAUUGAUGUUUAUACCAUUGUUUGAUGCA